Messenger RNA from Owenia fusiformis, 1805 nucleotides. The record is from the annotation of a GenBank genome assembly. NCBI's taxonomy places the organism in Eukaryota, Metazoa, Annelida, Polychaeta, Sabellida, Oweniidae.
CUUAAAGUUAACAGCUAUUAUCACACAUCCAGAGCAUCAUCACGUGCAAGAGAAUAAUGCAUCUUAGGAGACUCAGCAGUAUACUUUUGCGCCAAAGCGCAAAUAUUAAAAAGCUUGCCAAACCAGUAACCUCUGUGCUGUCACGUGACUUAUCUACAGAAGUGGAGAGCUGGCGCACAACACCUACUAAUAAGUCGACACUUCCCUAUGCCGUAAACAGCAAGUGUGAUCUGGUUGAUUUGCCCCCUGGUACAAACACAAAGAGUCCGGUGUGGUCAUGGAACAGCUGGGACCCGUUGGAAGAAGUUAUUGUUGGAAGAGCAGAGAAUGCUUUCUGUCCACCAUUUGAUAAAGCAGUUCAGGUUAAUUGUCAUGAAGAUACUUUUACAUUUAUGAAAGCCCAAGCCAGCAAACCUUUCCCAGAGGAAGUUGUCAAGAAAGCAGUUGCGGAAAUGGCGGAAUUUUGCCGAAUUCUUGAAGCUGAGGGUGUUACAGUAAGACGGCCUGACAUAAUAGACCAUUCAGUUCCUUAUAAAACGCCAGACUUUGAAUCUCAUGGUAUGUAUGCUUCCAUGCCCCGGGACAUCUGGAUGGUUGUUGGAGAUGAAAUAAUUGAGGCCCCGAUGGCAUGGCAGUCACGGUUCUUUGAAUACAGGGCAUAUAGAACUUUGAUGAAGGAUUACUUUAGGAAAGGUGCUAAAUGGACAUCAGCCCCUAAACCACAGAUGUCUGAAGAGCUAUAUAAUGAAGACUACCCCAUUGGUAAGCUCAAAGUCCGAUUUGAAAUGGCAAUGAAGGAACAGUUUCUGACAACAGAGUUUGAACCAGUGUUUGAUACAGCUGACUUCAUUAGGGCAGGAACCGAUAUCUUUGUCCAGAGAAGUCAAGUAACUAAUGAUUUUGGCAUUGAAUGGAUGCGGCGCCAUCUUGCACCAAAGGGUAUUAAGGUUCACAAGCUUUCAUUUGGGGAUCCCCAUGCAAUGCACAUUGACUCGUCAUUCUGUAUUCUCGGACCUGGAUUGGUCCUAAUGAACCCAGACAGACCUUGUCACCAGGUUGAGAUGGUUAAGAAGGCAGGGUGGACAAUACUAACUGCACCAAGACCAUUGAUGCCAGCAGAUCAUCCUCUAUGGCUAUCCUCAAGGUGGUUGUCUGCUAACGUUUUGAUGCUUGACCCUAAGAGAGUUGUUGUCCAGAAAACGGAAACCACGACCAUUGAUUUGUUGGAAUCAUUUGGUCUAAAGGCUAUCCCAGUAGAUAUACGUAACGCUAAUUCACUUGGCGGAGGAUUCCACUGUUGGACGUGUGAUAUCAGAAGAAGAGGAACACUGGAGUCAUAUUUCUGAUCAUGUGAACUCACACAGUGCAGACAAGCGAGGGAUCUGCCUCACAAAGUUCUCCAAAAAUACAUUUAUUUUUUCAGAUGUUAUACUUCUUAAUCAUGCACAUAAUUAUGAAACAAAUGACUUUAUAUGAUGAGAUACUGGAGAUAUAAAGAUGGAAUUUUUUGUCAUGGAUUUAAACGGAAUUUGAAAGGUAGCUUGUACAUAAAUCAAUAUGUGAAUGUGUUUCGCUUGCAUACUUUUAUACCAGUUCAAUACCCAUUUAGUUUGUUCAUUGUUUCUUGUUUAGAGGGGAAUUUUAAAGUUGUCUAGGAAAUGAUUUUUCUGGAUUUUUAGGGGUAAUGUACAGUAGAAUACAAUGAAUGAAUAAAAACAUCAAAAAUGGAAUUAUAAUAUAGAAUGUAAAAUGCUUUCCAGCACAUAUGUAGAUUUUAUCACAAUAAAUACUUUUUUAUAAAAUCA